Molecule: messenger RNA, 7249 nt
Organism: Dreissena polymorpha
Lineage: Eukaryota; Metazoa; Mollusca; Bivalvia; Myida; Dreissenidae
Exons: 5
Coding region: 1097-5173 (1358 amino acids)
Source: RefSeq, a predicted model, not a curated record
CUUGAAGUCGCGCGUUUAAUAUGACUUCGACAACAAGAUAUUUAACUUCAUUUGCGUUCAUAAACCAAGGGACAGAUAUGCUGUUAUGAUUGAAAACAACGUGUUUAAAAAAUGAUUUCAAUUCGAUUGACAGGAACAAAAGUAUAAAGAGGCAGGUGUAAUCGAUCAGACGGCCACAUGGAAACAAUACACAAAAUCGGUCAAAAGACGCGGCUGUUACACAAUAGGAGAGACAAUCAGGGAGGUCAAGACAAAUGAUAACGAGGAUAACUAUUCGCAAGUCAAAGAGGCUGGUGUGCUUGACAUAGAAUCGGUCAUUAUCGACUGCAGUAACACUAUAAUAUCAAACACAGAGGCAGGUGUGCAUUAACUGUCAGCUCAGACACUUAGAGUGACACUAGAAAUAGAAUCGGCCGCAAUUAAAGGAUGUGACACUUUAAUAUCAAACACAGUGGCAGGUGUGCAGGGGCUAGCAGUACAGACAGUAAAAGGGAAACAAGAAAUAGAAUCGGCAAUAAUAGAAUGCAGUGACACUAUAAUAUCCAACACAGAGGCAGGCGUGCAUGAACUGUCAGCUCAGACAGUAAGAGGGAAACAGCACAUAGAAUCGGUCACAAACGGACGGCCGUGACCCUGUAAUAUCCAACACAAAGGCAGGUGUGCAUGAACUGUCAGCUCAGACACUUAUACGAAAACAAGACAUAGAAUCGGCCACACUCGAAUGCAGUGACACUAUAGUAUCCAAGACAGAGGCAGAUUUGCAUGAACUGUCAGCACAGCUACUUAAAGAGACACAAAACAUAGAAUCGGCCACAAUGGAAGGAAGUGACACUAUAAUAUCCAACACAGUGGCAGGUGUGCAUGAACUGUCAGCACAGCUACUAAGAGAGACACAAGACAUAUAACUGGCCACAAUGGAAGGAAGUGACACUUUAAUAUCCAACUCAGAGGCAGGUGUGCAUGAACUGUCAGCUCAGACAGUUAGAGGGAAACAAGAUAUAUAAUCGGCCACAAUAAAGGAUGUGACACUAUAAUAUCCAACACAGAGGCAGGUUUGCAUAAACUGUCAGCACAGCUACUUAGAGGGAAACAAGACAUGGAAUCGGCCAAAAUGGAAGGAAGUGACACUAUAAUAUCCAACACAGUGGCAAGUGUGCAUGAACUGUCAGCUAUUACAGUUAUGGGGAAACAGGACACAGAAUCGGUUAUAAUGGACGGCAGUGACACUAUAAUAUCCAACACGGAGGAAGGUGUGCAUGAGCUGUCAGCGCAGACACUUAGAGGGACACACGAAAUAGAAUCGUCCAUAAUUAAAGGAUGUGACACUAUAAUACCAAACACAGAGGCAGGUGUGCAGGAGCUUACAGUACAGACAGUAAGAGGGAAACAAGACAUAGAAUCGGCCAUUAUAGAAUGCAGUGACACUAUAAUAUCCAACACAGAGGAAGGUGUGCAGGAGCUGACAGUACAGACAGUAAGAGGGAAACAAGAAAUUGAAUCGGUGUCAAUGGAAGGAAGUGACACUAUAAUAUCCAAUACAGAGGCAGGUGUGCAUGAACUGUCAGCACAGACAGUAAGAGGGACACAGGACAUAGAAUCGGUCAUAAUGGACGGCAGUGACACUAAAUUAACUAACACAGAGGCAGGUGUUCAUGAACGUUCAUCACAUACAGUUAGAGGGAAACAGGUCAUAGAAUCGGUUAUAAUGGACGGCAGUGACACUAUAAUAUCUAACACAGAGACAGGUGUGCAUGAACUGUCAGCACCGACAGUUAGAGGGAAAAAGGACAUAGAAUCGGUUAUAAUUGAUAGCAGUGACGCUAUACUAUCCAACACAGAGGCAGGUGUUCAUGAACUGUUAGCACAUACAGUUAGAGGAAAACAGGACAUAGAAUCGGUUAUAAUGGACGGCAGUGACACUAUAAUAUCCAACACAGAGGCAGGUGUGCAUGAACUGAAAGCACAGAUUGCGAGAGGGAAAGAUGACAUACAAUCGGAUGUAAAGGCCGCAAAAGAGGACAUUGUGGCUCACGCAAAAAGGGAAGUCAGAGAUUUUAAGGCAAAUGCUGACGAAGUAAACUAUUUGCAACGCAAAGAAAUGCUAUUUGGUAUGAUGAUUAAAUAUUACGACAACACACUGAGUACCAUGACAACAUCGCCAUUGAAUGACGGUGUCCACGCUAGGGUAGAUGAUAUUUACAUGCCACCCAAAUUGCAGCUGAUGGAAAAGGUCAAGGGGACCUUCAAGAAAACUGAUACAACAAUUACGACAUACAGCAAAGUGUUUUUAAAGGAUGGUAAAUACAACAGAAACAUGUUCAUUCAAGGUGAGACAGGGUCUGGCAAAUCCACGUUUCUUGCCAUAUUAGUUAGAGACUGGUGUAGUAUAAGUAGUAAAACAUCAGGAAAACAGUUUUCUCAGACGGACGAAACUUACACUGCCGAUGCUUAUGCACGAUUGAGACCCUCUGAUUUCUUUAAAGAUCUAAAGACCCUGAAAGUGUACACGUUCGUCUUCCAUGUUACUUUAAGGGAUUCAGUCAAUGAGUUAAACAUUUUAGAGAUGAUUAAAAAACAAAUACUAGACGAAAUUUACGGCGAUAAGGAUAAACGCGAAAAUGCAUACCGACUACUGAAUGAGAUCAUGGAACGUGAACGCUGCUUGGUAUUACUGGAUGGCCUAGAUGAGUGGACAUGUAACAAAGGUCGCAGCCUACCGGUAUUGGCUGUAUCUCACAGUCACUGUGAUGUGUUGAUUACAACUCGACCUUGGAAAUUGACAGAAACGAUGAUACCUGACGCGAAGAUUGACAUGCUGCUUCAACUGGAAGGAGUUAACGAGCCUUUUGAGGUGAGCAGAAGACUGCUUAGCUGUAUGGAUGAUUGUAAAGAUAGCAUGAUGUUAGACAAAAAACACUCAGAAUUUUUAUCAUACAUAUUGAAAAAUCACUUGGUAAAGUUUCUGAUUUCACCAAUGCUAUUGCAAUUGAUAGUGCACUCAUGGGUUGAAGGGACUGAAACGAACGGCUCCAUGUGUGAAAUAUACAGUCUCUUCCUGGAAAGUCUUCUUAAGAAGGCAAACAAGACGAAAGGAAAAUUUAAACAGCAACCCUUCCAAUGCUUCAAAGACACUGAACACAUACGGCCCAAUAUUGAAAACGUAGAUCGUCUUGCUAAAGCGGCAUUCCAUUUGUUGUUUUCAAAUAAAAGAGAAAGUUCACUAGUGUUUAGCGAUACAGAUUUGGAGGAAUUUGGAUUAGAUGAAGAAGAACGAAAAUUUGCAUUCAAAGCCGGUAUUUUAUCGGCAACACGAAAGGCGUCUGCAUUGAGAUCAUCUUCUUCAUUUUCCUUUAUUCAUAAGAGCGUACAGGAAUUCCUCGCUGCUUAUUAUAUCGCAUGCAAUACCCAUUUAAUUGAUGACAUCAUUUCCGGCUAUCUCAACCUUUACAAGGAUGCAUAUAGGGAUAUUUCACAGGUGUUUAUAUUCCUUUGUGGACUGGAAAUAUCGGCUGCGGAUAAGCUAUCUAGCAUGAUGAAUGAACAAGAUAUUGUUAUUGAUGAUUCGUAUGUGUUUUCAGGCAUUAUACUGUCAGGAUACAGAGAAUCUGUUGCGAAUAAACAUUAUGAUAGUAACCUCAAACUCAGUCACUUUCAUUUCUUAAAACCGGUAACCGAAAUAAGAAACAUCCACUGCAUCUGGAAAAACAACAUGUUCAAUAUUCUGACCUUGGAUCUAGAUAUAUGCGAGAGAUGGCGUAAGAGUCCCCGUGAGAGAAGCGAGUCUGCAUCCCAUUAUGAUUUUGACCUGUCAUCGUGUAGCAAGCUGAAACAUUUAAAACUAUGGGGGAAAGGCAUAUGGCUUAAAGAUUCUGCUUGUUCCUCCAUAUCGGAACAUCCAGUCUGGUUUGUUCUAAAUAGUGCAGACCCUCUACCAUCACUACCCUGCAUAGAACGGAUUAAAUUGAAGUUCGUUACAAUUUCCUCAAGAUGUCUACGCAGUCUGCUCAGCUCUCUGCUGACACUCGAUCAUGAGGUUAGGUGUACGCUGAAGAACUGUAGGAUAACAUCGAGUGUACAGGGAUCUGAUACAUACACAGACGUUGAUAUGACGGUGUUAAACAAUACAUUAGAAAUGGAGGUAACUAUAGACAGUCCCGGUCUGUGGGAGGCGCUGCAUAGUCUCAAUAUCAAGAGUCUCGGUCUGGAAAGUUUUGACCAUAAGUGUGUGAAACAUUGGGAGCUGUUGUCCCAGUCACUAUCAUCGCUCACACAGCUGGGAACGCUAUCAAUUCAUACAAAAAUGCGUACAUAUAUCGUCAAACAGUCACCUCAAUCAUUGAAGUAUUUAAAUAUCUUUUGUGAAACAUUGCUUCCAUCUCAAUUACGCGAACUUAUAGACACACUGCGUGCAUGUACUCAGACAAUUGAGUGUAAGCUUGAAUUUGGCAUAACAUCAAGUGUACAGGAAUCAGAUACAAAAACAGUCGUAGAUAUGACGGUGUUAAACAAUACAUUACAAAUGUACGUUAGGAAAGACAGUCCCGGUCUGUGGGAGGCGCUCCAUAGUCUCAAUAUCAAGAGUCUUAGUCUUGGUAGUGCGAGGACAUAUGUGCGAGUGAAACAUGAGGAGCUGUUGUCGCAGUCACUUUCAUCGCUCACACAGCUGGGAACGCUAUCAAUUUAUUUGCGUACAUAUAUCGUCAUACAGCCACCUCAAUCAUUGAAGUAUUUAAAUAUCUUCUGUGAAACAUUGCUUCCAUCUCAAUUACGCGAACUUAUAGACACACUGCGUGCAUGUACUCAGACAAUUGAGUGUAAGCUUGAAUUUGGCUGUGCGAUGUUAACUUUUGCCGAUGAUAAUGAUGAUGUUGCUGUUGGUGAUGAUGCUAAUUAUGAUGACGACGACGAUGAUGAUGAUGAUAAAGAAGAAACAAACGAUGAUGAUGAAGAGGAUGAAGAUGAUGAACGCAUACAGCAUCAAAUCGCACCGGAGUACAUUCCCAUCGUACAGGAACUGGAGACGAUGACGAAUGUUGCAUUGAAGCGAUUCCGAAUAUUCCGGACAGUUAAAACCAAUUAUUCUGUAGGUGUUCUAUAUGAUCAUUCAUUGAGAUGGAUGAAUGUCAUCAAUAAAAUAUCAUUGCGAAUUAUAAUUAACACAGCCUCAACAUGAGGGGUCAACCAACAUGCGGUUUUGAACAAUUGUUUUAAUUCUGUGUGGAGCAGUUUAAGUCAAUACACAUGAUCUCACUUGGAUAGCAUAAUCAAUCGCUAUAAAGUUAUCCUUUGUGUGAAUGUAAUUGUUCUAAUAAAUGAUUAAAUACGCGUCAAUUUGUAAUGAAUGUGAUGCAUUACAAAAACAUGAAAUAGAUGCAUUGUUGCUAGUUUGCGUUUAAGCAUGUGCAUUAUAUUUAAUUGUUUCCAAUAUUCCCCAGACCUUCUUUAAAAACAGUUGGCUCCGAUCAUGAAUUGUGCAGACUAACAAACAGUAAACAAAUUGUAUUAAUCAAACCGCGUGUCGUUUUAAAAUUCAUUAUGUAAUACUAAUGUGUUAAUUUGUCCCGUAUGCACAGUGCUAAUCAUUGUAAUCUUCUUUACUACCAACAGAAUAAUGCUCUUAGAAAAGAAGUUGCCAACCUUAAUAUAUCAUAUAUUCUGUUUAUUUUAGGCACUACAAUAUGUCUAUUCGUUUAUGUUGCACUAUUUGAUUUUAUAAUCUCGACUUGAAUGCCUAUCUGUAUGUUUUAGAAGUUACCUUUUGUAUAUAUACACUUACAUGUUUUGAAAAUAAUUGUGCGCACAAUUUAAGGUUUGGACUCCUUAUUGACUCCUGGAUUGACCGUUUUACCCCAGUUGUAUUCAUUUUUGUUUGUUUGUUGUGCAUUUUUUUCGUCUUAUCUGGUAAAGCGAGUUUAUACGAUCUAAUACCUUUUAAAAUACAGAUAACACGCCGAAGAAUAAAAGAAAUGAAUUAAAUUUCAGAAUAAGGAGUAGCAUGUAUUGAACGAAUGUACAGUUUUAUUCAUUUUAAAAUACUUGUUAAACUACUUCAUGUUAACAAGACAUAUUCAUUGUUUGGGAAACCCCAUAACUCUGUAAAGAUUUGUUCAUACGACACAUAGACACCAAUUGUGCACCAAAUGCGAAUUAUCGUUUUGGUAUCGGCGAAAUUUUGUUCUUCAUAAUUGGCAAUGAAGUAAACAAUAUUUGAUUCAUUGUACCAUAUUCUCGUAUGCAUUCUCAGUCUAUCUGUUGUUUUGUUUUGUAACACUGUUUGGGAAUUGGUACCUUAUAAUACAUAAGGAUCAGAUCAUGUUGUGUAUUGUAUGCUGAUGGAGUUGUUGCAUUAACAUCAAGUAUUAAUACAAUUCAGUAUUCUUCGUACUACUAACAUUUUUCUGUGAUUCAAAUUGUAUUAUUUUUUGUUCUUUAAAAAGAUAUUGAUUUAUUUUAUUGAUCAUGUUGUGUAACUAUUGUAUGCUGAUGGAGUUGUUGCAUUAGCAUCAAGUAUAAAUAAAAUUCGGUACUCUGUGUACUACUAACAUUUUACUGUGAUUCAGAUUGUAUUAUUGUUUGUUCUUUAAAAAGAUUUUAAUUUAUUUUAUUGAUCAUGUUGUGAACUAUUGUAUGCUGAUUGAGUUGUUGCAUUAACAUCAAGUAUAAAUACAAUCUGGUAUUCUGUGUACUACUAACAUUUUACUAUGAUUCAAAUUGUAUUAUCUUUUGUUCUCUAAAAAGAUAUUGAUUUAUUUUAUUGAUCAUGUUGUGUAACUAUUUUAUGCUGAUGGAGUUGUUGCAUUAACAUAAAGUAUAAAUAAAAUUCGGUAUUCUGUGUACUACUAACAUUUUACUGUGAUCCAAAUUGUAUUAUUUUUUGUUCUUUACAUAGAUAUUGAUUGAUUUUAUUGAUACAACGACAAAUUAAAGCAGUUCCAUAUAAAGCUAAAUACACUGUUAUAAUGUUUGCCUAAAAUAGCUAUAAAGUUCAUCCAUAACCAAAUUUUGAUGUUUCUGUAAGAAAAAACAAGGACUUACUAUAUUCAUGUAUUUUGUAUUAUCAUUUUGUUUAACACUAGAAACUGCAAAGUUUAUGUAUAAUACAAUUCUGUUCUGUUCUAUCAUGUAAGAAGUUUUUUAUCCUGAUGAUGUUGCACCUGGUUUACAUUUAAAUGAAUACAAGUUUAAAACAAUUACAGAUCUUUUGAAUGAUAAUUAUGACAAUUCCAUUGAAUAAAAUAUGGGCAACUGU